This is a messenger RNA of Sinocyclocheilus rhinocerous, 2583 nucleotides long. Its product is annotated as hsp90 co-chaperone Cdc37-like 1. The transcript has 8 exons. The record is from RefSeq and is a predicted model, not a curated record. Lineage: Eukaryota; Metazoa; Chordata; Actinopteri; Cypriniformes; Cyprinidae. Gene Ontology annotation, molecular function: heat shock protein binding; protein-folding chaperone binding. Gene Ontology annotation, cellular component: cytoplasm. Gene Ontology annotation, biological process: protein stabilization; protein folding. The coding region runs from base 132 to 1175 and encodes 347 amino acids.
GCUGGUGUUAUAACCUGAGAACAACUCUCUCUGCUCGCGUACAUACGAGAGAAUUGCGAGUGUCUUUCGGAUCGUGAGCGAUAUAAACAGCAGGAGACGUCCGCGGUUUCAGGGCAGAGCUGAGCGGCGAGAUGGAGUGGUUUGGAGGCGGCGUGUUUCAAGCUGAACCGGACCGAAAGGAAAACAUGCCCCGCGCACACCCACACGAGCCCAGUGCGGAGAGCAUGGCAUCUCUGUGCCUGAGUCAGCAGCGCUGUGUGAAGGCCUCGAUCGCGUCGCAGUGGCAGCUGGCCGAGGCGCAGGACCAGCUCUGCGGUUUGGAGCUCCACAGCUCUGAGUCUGUGGAGCAGGAGCGCGCCCGAGCCCUGGCCUCCUCCGCGGAGCUCUCGCAGACCGAACAGGAGUGGAGACAUAAAGAGACCAUGCUGGGACGGAGCCCCACUCUGUGCCCCGAGGCCAGCCGAGAUGUGUUUGACAAGAGUAUCAUAAACCGUUCACAGUCUUGGCCUAAUGAAUCCGAUCACGAUAAGAACAUAAGCUUCGUCCAGCGUAAUGAAGAACUCUUGAAACAUUUUGGUAUGUUGAGGAGGUGGGAUGAUAGUCAGCGCUUUCUAGCAGAGUACCACCAUCUCAUCUGUGAAGAAACGGCCAAUUAUCUGAUCCUGUGGUGCUUCCGUCUGCAGGCAGAGCAAAAAGAGGCAUUAAUGGAGCAGGUGGCUCAUCAGUCAGUCGUCAUGCAGUUUAUUCUGGAAAUGGCCCGCAACACUCAGCAGGACCCACGAGGCUGUUUCCGUCAGUUCUUUCAGAAAGCCAAAGCAGGGCAGGAGGGAUACUUGGACGUCUUCCACACAGAACUCAACGACUUUAAGCAGAGAGUUAAAGAGUAUACCAUGAAGUCAAAAGGAGAAACCCCAAAGGAUACAGUGCACCAAAACACACCGGCAGGCUGUCGCCUCGACCCCAACGAGGUUUUGGAGUCUUUGCCACCGGAGCUGAAAACAUGCAUCCAGAUGCAGGAUAUGCAGAUUCUUCAGAACGUGCUGAGCAGCAUGAACACGCAGGUGGCAGAAUACCACGUGAAGCGUUGCUUGGAGGCAGGAAUUUGGACGAAUAUACCACGAGCCUCCAAAGAAGAAAGUUCAGAAACGGACGAGUGGAGAAUGAUGGAGAGCUAGCAGACGAAACUUCACUAGGAAACCAGCUUUGGGUCGCAGGACAGGAAGAACAAGGGCUGUGCUCAGAGACUUUUGUUUUGUAUCCGUGCCUGGAUGUGUGCUGCACUUUAUAUUUGUUUAAAAGAGAAAGUAUUUUAAAAGAGAUCGGGAACUGUAUUUUGAGGCACUUAUAUUUUUGUGCACAUUUCUGUUGCUAACUUCUUCUGUUUUAGCAUUUUGAGAAACGUUUAGGAAAGCGGUACGUGCAGGAGUGCAAAGGAAAACCUCAUAGUUUAAAUCAAGCUUUUUUCUCAUGUUCUUUUUGUUGUUCUCCGCCGUUGGAUUGUAAUCUACAGCAUCCACUGAACAUUCAGACUCCAGCUGCUCUCUGGGAACUGUUUCAUGUGUCAUCUGUGCAUGGACACGGCAGAUAACAGUCGGCUUCCUGCAGAUAGACAAACGACACUAAGGCGAAGCAGGACCUCCCACUUUGCUAUCUUCACGAUGGAAAUGAGACCUUUGCAAAAAGUUCAAGUAGUACAACAUGAAAACCAGCAAUAUAAUAUUGUUACCUUCAGUUAUAAUGAAAGAGAUUCACGUUCACUAUCAAAAUGUAAACCGGAUGCUAAAGGCACUGGGGCUGUUGAGUUUGAUAUGAUGUCAAAAGUCACAAAUUGGGAUGGUUCACCCAAAAAAAUCAUAAUUUCUCAAUCUUAGGUUGUUCCAAACCUGUUUGACUUGACGUUGAACACAAAUUUUUUUUAUUCAUACAAUGACGGUCAAUGGCAUCCAAUCAAUGUUGUUUUGGACCCCAUUGACUUUCUUUCAUUAUAUGGUCAAAAACAAGCAAUGUUCUUCUAAAUGUCUCUUGCAUUUUCCAUAGAAGAAAGAAAGCGAUGCAUGUUUGGAUGAUGACCCAUCCCAACAAAUAAGACUUUCAGAGAUGCCAUUUUGCCUCGCCAUCAACCGGACUUGUAUUGAUUGCGGUAAUUGCAUUGAAACACGGCCGAUGCUGUUUGCUUAUCGCAUCCAGCUAUACAGCAUAUAUAAGAGCAUAUACAGCAAACCACGAUUUGUGUAAUAUUAAAUGAUGUCUGUGAUGACAUUGUGCAAAUCUUUACAAUCAGAUCGAAAUCCUCAAUUAAAUCUUUAGACCACCGGUAUUGCUGACUGAUUGAAAUCUUUAAUUUUGCCGUUUAUUUUGAUUAGAAUAACGUCUUGGCAUUUUAUAAAUGUGUUGGCUAGUUCUCUGUGUGAGGGAUUCACCUCGGACUACUUGUAGGCAAUAAACGGGCCUAAAACGUGUGGGUUUUAGAAGGAGGGGCGUUUUUGGUUGAAAGCAGCUAGGAUCAAAUGUACGAUAUGUGCUUUUGCGGCACGUCCACUCAACAAAAGGAACAUAAGGCACCGGUCAUAAAGUUAAUAUAUG